Chrysoperla carnea is the source of this 1976-nucleotide messenger RNA. RefSeq names its product TRAF-type zinc finger domain-containing protein 1-like. The coding region runs from base 236 to 1699 and encodes 487 amino acids. NCBI's taxonomy places the organism in Eukaryota, Metazoa, Arthropoda, Insecta, Neuroptera, Chrysopidae. The transcript is spliced from 8 exons. The record is from RefSeq and is a predicted model, not a curated record.
GCAAUUGUUCGUGUAUUAAACGCGUGUUCAAUGUAUUCGCAAUAGAUGUGAUUACAAAGUUAUAAACUUGAUCGUGCUGUCUACUCCGAGUUAAAACGGGGAAUACCAAUUACAAUACAUAUGAAUGUAUUUUAAUUAAUCAAUAAUCAUUAUUCACCGAUUUUUCAAUCAUUCACGAUUUAAUUUUUAAACUCGGAUAGUAAAUUUUUUUUUGAAGUGCAACAAGUUACACAUAAUGGAAGAAGAGACAGUAAUUUGUAAUAAUUGUAAACGUGAAGUCCCGGCUUCGAAUAUGGUAAUUCAUAUGGUAAGAUGUGUUAGAAGUAUUACCUGCAAAAUAUGCAAUGAAGUACUUCAAGCAGAUAAGCUAGAGGAACAUAUGGCCAAACAUACAAAGCUAGAAAAAUGCAAAUAUUGCCAAAAAGAAUUUAUGGAAAAAGAUUUGGAAGAUCACAUAAAAAUGUGUGAUGAACGUAUGGUUAGCUGUGAAUAUUGUGAGCUAGAGCUGCGUAAAUUGGACAUGGAUGAACACUUGGCAUACUGUGGGACUCGUACUGAAAGAUGUGAUGGAUGUAAGCAAUUAAUUAUGUUCAAAGAUAAAAAAUUACACUUAGAAUCCAAUCAUACUUUUAUAAAAAUUAACGAUGCUCCAGAACAAGAACAAUGUCCAGAUUGUAAAAAUCUAAUUGCGAAAGAUAAUUUUGAAAAUCAUUUAUUAACCUGUGAUCAACAAGUAGUUAAAUGUGAAUAUUGUGAUAAAGAUAUUCGAAGGUCAUUUUUGGAAACACAUAAAAAUUAUUGUGGUACUCGAACUCGAGAAUGUCCUGAAUGUGGAGAGUUCGUUAUGUUAAAAUAUCGAAAUUUACAUUUAGAAUCGAAUCACACAUUUCUGAAAUUGAAUGAUGAGCCAGGACCUCUUCCAUUAUCAAGUCAAACCCGAUCAACCCCAUCAUAUAGAAGAGACACAGAACCUAUGUUUACUCCAUUGACAAGACAACCAAGAUCGACUACCCAAAGAAUAGAUCCGGAGCCCAUACCAUUUUGGGCACAAUCAAAACCUGUUUCUCCUCGUAAAAAAGAUUCAGUAGAUUUUGAUAAUUUCGAUGAUAUUGUACCUAAAGAAGUAACACGUGACAUUGAUGCAAUAACAAAUCUAUUUAAUCCAAGUUUUCCACAAUAUGGUAGAAAUAAAAGAAGUUCUGGCAUUGAACCAUUUUUUACAAAAAAUUUAAAUGAUAGUGAUAACAGCUUUACUACAGAUUCGUCGCCAUCGCCAACUAAAGUUUCUAAUCGAAACGAUCAUGGAGCUAUACGAAGAGCUGUCUUACCACAUAGAGUAAAACGAAAAGCUCCACUACCUCCAAAUAUGGUCACAACAUCAUCCACUAAUACUCCUCCAGGCCAUCUUACUCCGUCUGCUCCGAAAGUGAAUGAGGAAAUCUUACUACCUUGUGAAAUGUGCGAAAAACUAUUUGUGCCCUCAUUGUUAAUGAAUCAUCAGAAAAAUUGUCCUCAAAGAUUUAGCAUCUCACCACGCAAGUACGAUGGUGGUGAUUUUAAUUUAAGAGAAUUACAAAAUAUUACACCAAUUAGAGAACCGGAAAAUCAUGAUGUUACUCAACUACCAUGCGAAUUCUGUAAUAAAUUGUUCCCUGAAUCACGCUUAUUGCAACAUCAACAAACUUGUCUUGGCUUUUAAAUUUUUCUUUUAUUUCUAAAUUUAAACACUAUUUAGUCCAAGAGCUAUCAGGUCUAAAGCCUACUAUACAAUAAGCGUAAACUAAGUCUUCCUUAACAGACGGUGUAAAUUUAAGUCAAGAUCGAGAUAAAUAAUCGAGUGGAUUUGACAUAAUCGGGUUGUUACUGUCGUGUUAAUUCGGAUUCAGAAAAAUAAUUUGUAUUACAAUUAGUUUUUUUUCUAUAUUGUUUUCGAAAUAAAAUUUAUUCAAAUUUUAAAUGCGGAAAUUUUCUUAAUA